UCCGCCGUUGCCAGGGAGGGCGGAGGACGCGCCCUUAGCGACGGGUCUUUUCCUGCAGCUCCGCGAGGCCCGAUGGCGGCCGCUUCGACCGCCAACCCCACCGUCUUCCUCCUCAUGGUCACCGGGCAGGUCGAGAGCGCCCAGUUUCCAGAAUUUGACGAGCUCUACUGCAAGUACUGCUUCGUGUACGGCCCCGACUGGGCUCCAACUACGGGUCUGGAAGAAGGCAUCUCACAGAUCACGUCCAAGAGCCGGAAUGUCCAGCAGAACCUGGUCUGGAACUUCCCCAUCGACGUCACCUUCAAAAGCACCAACCCCUUUGGCUGGCCACAGAUCGUCAUCAGUGUGUACGGCCCUGAUCUUUUUGGGAAUGAUGUGGUUCGGGGAUACGGAGCCGUCCAUGUCCCUUUUACACCUGGCAGGCACCAGAGGAUCCUCCCGAUGUUCGUUCCAGAAUCAACUUCCAGACUGCAAAAGUUAACAAGCUGGCUGACAGGCAGAUAUCCAGAGUUCACUGACCCCAAGGUGGUAGCCCAGGGCGAAGGCCGUGAAGUGACCAGAGUUCGCUCGCAAGGCUUCGUCACAGUUUCCUUCAACGUGGUGACCAAGGACAUGAAGAAGCUGGGCUAUGACGUCAGCUCGCCAACCCUCGCCAGCUCCUCACUAACCUCGGUGACAGACGCGAUGCGUAAAUUCUAGACUUGCAAUUUUGGGUUGAUGCUGUCCUGCAAGAUGCAACUCGGAGCUGACCAAGGUUAUCAUAUAAAAAUGCUUUUGUGCAAACCCAGAAGCCAGACCAGACCAAACCAAUGCAGAUGUGCAAAAAUCAGUGCCUGAGGGGUUUGCAAAGUGGGGGUGUCUGGUGGCCAGCUGUGGCUACGAUAAGCCAUUUGUAGACGAGCAGUGUGCCAAUGCUCUGCUUUUAGGGGCAUUGCUGUGUGGGCCAGAAGUAUCCCUGACUUUUGAUUUUUGCCACAAGUAGAAACUGUUUCUGCACGUGUGCACACACUUUCUCUCUCACACACACACGAUUAGUGUUAUCGGGAGGGGUUGGAUGAGAAAUAAGACUUUCCAUUGACAUUGUCCCAUUUUAGCAAGGUCUAAAGUUUGCAUGAAUAGCCUGUGUCUGUGGGCACAUAAGGAGGAAGAAGAAAUGAGAUUAAAGCUAUGCAAAUUAUUUCUAAUUUCAGUAUGUCAAAUAGGAUUUAAUACAAAAACACUGGUUUAAUAUUUUUUUUUAAGUUACAGGUUUUAUAAGAAUUUCUUAUCCCCAUAAAGGUCUUGGACCGUGGACUUGAUUUUCAGUUUAAAAUACAACUCUGUUUAGGAGUUUGUAAUUUUCCAAAUAAAUUAUUUCAUUUCCUGACAAAA
Messenger RNA from Ahaetulla prasina, 1371 nucleotides. RefSeq names its product B9 domain containing 1 (gene B9D1). The record is from RefSeq and is a predicted model, not a curated record. Gene Ontology annotation, cellular component: MKS complex. The coding region runs from base 73 to 699 and encodes 208 amino acids. The transcript has 7 exons. Gene Ontology annotation, biological process: cilium assembly. Lineage: Eukaryota; Metazoa; Chordata; Lepidosauria; Squamata; Colubridae.